AUGUGCCCGGAAGAGAAGAAGGACCUGGUGAAGAGACGCGAAGUCCUGGAGAAACUUACCGCUAUGAAUCUUUUGGUGGCAUUUGCUGUUGCCCUUAAGCACAAGCUGCGCUUCGAACCAUACACGUGCUACGAGGACAUCUCGAGUCUCAUUUCGCACCUGGAUACCUUUGCCAAGGUGGCCACCGAGGAGGACCCGAAAAUGCGCACCGGACCUUCAAGCGCCCGAGUUUCUUCAAGAGCGUGGGCGAGUACCUGGGGUGUCGUUUGCAGAAAGCAACCCACGCAAGUCCCAAGAAGGCUGCCGUCCCCCCCUGGGCAACCUCCCCUCGAGAUUCUGUCGUACCUUGCCUCCUUCACCGACGAGCUCGCCCUCAGCGGCCGCCUGCCCGUCACCAUGCACCAGACCAUGGCCUACAACAACAUCAUGUCGCUCAACGACGUGCAAUGGGCACGGAAAGAGUGCUCACCACGCCGCUCCCCAUUGCCUACUCGAUCGCCAUCGCCCAAAUCACAUGGGUGUACAUCCUGCUGCCUUCCAGCUCGUCAAGGUGCUGGGUGGAUCACGAUUCCGCUACAGUUGCCGCGGCGUAUAUCAUCCUGGGCAUUCUGUUCAUCGGUCGCGAAAUCGAAAACCCUUUUGGCCAGGACGUCCAACGACCUACCCCUCGAGGCCUAUGCUGCUCAGGUGGCCGCCGAGAUGGACGUGAUCGCCAGCCGUCCCGUCCGCCCCAGCUACAGUGGAUAG
Molecule: messenger RNA, 747 nt
Organism: Podospora pseudopauciseta
Lineage: Eukaryota; Fungi; Ascomycota; Sordariomycetes; Sordariales; Podosporaceae
Exons: 2
Coding region: 1-747 (248 amino acids)
Source: RefSeq, a predicted model, not a curated record